CACCCAGAGUUGGAAUCCUUCCCCACGUACGGACGUCUGGGUACGUACGGCGGCGGUGGGUACGUGCUGCCCGUUCGAGGGUCGUCCAGCGAGAUCCUGGAGCGCCUGGACUUCCUGCAGAAGGCCGACUGGAUCGACAAGUACACCCGCGCCGUCAUGUUGGAAUUCUCCGUCUACAACGCCAACGUCAACCUCUUCGGCAUCGGCACCGUCAUGGCGGAGUUCCUGCCCGGAGGAGGCAUCAGGCCGUACUGGCGCUUCGACUCCACCCGCCUCAUUCAGCCCUGGACAGGCUUCGGCUUCUUCAUCCUGCUCAACGAGCUCGGCUUCGUGCUCGCCACAGUCUUCUUCACCUUCCGCGAGAUAUGGAAAUGCUACAAGUCCGGCUUAUUUACGUAUCUGAAAGGCUACUGGAACCUAGCGGAGAUCGCCAUCAUCUUUACGUCCUACUUGGCGAUUGGUCUCUACGUCUAUAGGCAUAUGGAGGUUUCCCGCGUCCUCAAGAUCUUCGACGAGACCUACGGCAACGGCUACGUGAGAAUGGAGUACGCAGCGCUGUUGGAUCUGUUCUACCUGUAUGCCGUGGCUGGCAUCAUUUUCUUCUCCACGCUCAAGUUCAUCAAGCUCCUCCAGUUUAACAAGCGGAUGAACCUGCUUGGUUUCACGUUCGGCCGCUGCUGGGACGAUCUCCAAGUCUUCUUCCUCACCUUCGGCAUUCUGUUCUUCGGUUUCACAACCUUGUUCUUCACCAUCUUCAACCUGCAGCUGGAGGAGUUCGCGAACUUCUUGGCCUCCGUCCAGAUGUGCUUCUCGAUGAUGCUCGGCAAAUUCAACUUUGAGGCGAUGGCUCAGGCGAACCAGGCGUCCCCUGUCAUGUUCUUCGUGUUUUCUCUGAGCACGAGCAUGAUUCUCAUCAACCUCAUGCUCACCAUCAUCAUCAAGUCUUUCACUGAGGUCAAGAACGAGCUCAAGAACAUGAAAAACAAGUACGACAUCCUGGACUUCAUUUCCUACAAGGUCAUGACGACGCUCGGGCUUCAGGAGAGGGAGAUCCUUCUUCACACAGCCGAGCCUGACAUCACAGAAACGUCACAGCAGUCAGAGACGACGAUUUCAGCCAGCGAUGAGUUCCCAAGUAAAGUCGAUUCUCUUCUGUGUUACAUCAAUGAUCUCUAUUUCAACGGGCAGCUCGACCUGAAAAACCCGGAUGGACUGAAGGCCGCAGUGGGACGAGAUUUCGCCCAUGAGCAAGACCUAACAAUCCGCAUGUCAGCAGGCUUUGACAGAUACUUUGGUAAGCUUGAAGGAGAACAAAAGGUCACCACGAAUGAAUGAAUAAAAAUAUAUAUAUACAUUUGACGCAUAAAGUUUGAUUGUUUUUCUCUCUCAAUGUAUAAUAAUUAGUAAUCAAUUGCAUAAAGAUAGCAUGUGGCUGUAGUCCAUAUAUUACUCCGUCCUUCUGUACCCAAGGUUUUUCUAGGACUGCCCUUAAGAGUAAGAGAAAGUACAGGUUUUUAUAAUCACAUUUCGAGCUUUUACUCUUGUUUGGAAAGAGAGAGAACGUGGAAUGACGUGGGACAGUUUGUCGACCUAUCAAGUCAUACUUUACUUUAGCGCCUUUUUGAGUUACGGUUGUUUUAUGUUAUGUGAUGAACGCCAAAUGUAUUCCGCACAAAGUAUAAUAUGCACUUUUAUUGUUGAUGUCUGGCUAGUGUAGUUACCUUAGUUUAUAAAGCAAAUUAAGUUGGAAAA
Messenger RNA from Penaeus monodon (black tiger shrimp), 1752 nucleotides. RefSeq names its product polycystic kidney disease 2-like 1 protein. Gene Ontology annotation, biological process: detection of mechanical stimulus. The record is from RefSeq and is a predicted model, not a curated record. Gene Ontology annotation, cellular component: membrane. The annotation marks the transcript as partial. The transcript has 4 exons. Lineage: Eukaryota; Metazoa; Arthropoda; Malacostraca; Decapoda; Penaeidae. Gene Ontology annotation, molecular function: calcium channel activity; calcium ion binding.